UAGUAAUAUUCCCGAGCACAACCAAAACUUGACUACCAACAAAUCGACCUCGGCCGUCCGAUCACGGGGAUUGAAAUCAACGGCUUUGGAGUCCUUAUCUGUUGGGCCUGGGAGCACAAAACCAUAGAACACAAUUCAGAUUGUGUUAAAUCCAAUACCCAAGCACGGAAAGCUAAUUAGCUCCUUUUUCAUAGCCACGUCGAGCAUUUCGCAUUUCGCAUUUCACAGAUUUACUCGUUUUUUUGGGCUGUCAGAGAGAAGCUCCUGCAUUUGGGAGGCUUCAGUUCUUUUUAUCAAGAAGUGUCCUACGCAGGCACAUCUGUCCUUGAAUGCACUUUAUCUUGGCAACGAACUACACAGAAAGAUCAAUCUGUUGCUUUACCAAUAGCUAUAGCAAUAUUAAAAUUGUGUAAGGAAGGACAGGUUUUGAACCAUGUCUGUGGUUGAGGAUAGAGUGGGGCCAGUGAAUGAGAAGAGAAAUGAGGACAUGGAAGAGAUGGAGGAGAAAUGUGAAGAAUCCCCAGAGCCUUCAGUGGAUAAUCAGCAGGAAAUAAGUCAUAAUGAAGUGGAGGCUAGAAGAAAAGAUGGAGAGAAGGUAGAUUUUCUCGAAGGAGAGGAAGGAUCAUUUGAAUCAGAUGACACUGCGUUCAAGGAGAAGUCCAAAGAAACUGAGGUGGAAGCUGCACCAGAAGAUGAACCUCUGUUGGCAAGGGAACAGGAUGUUAGUGAAAAUAUAAACCAGGAUACAGUGAAAGGAAUCCAAGUAAGUGAAAAGUUGUCAGAAGAAGAGAAUCAAUCAUCAGAAGAUGGCAAAUACCCAGAAGAGAAUUCUGAACCACACGUGCAAGGAAUUAUUACUGAGCGUAUUGUAUCAAAGCCAUUGCUCCAUCUGUCUAGUGCCCCUCAGACGCCUGUAGCAACUGAUCAGUUUCUGUCUGCCGAGGGAGUGGAGGCAGCAACAAUGAUGACUGAUAGAAGUAAAGAAGAAACAAUAUCAGAAAGGACAAGGGAGAUAGAAGAGAUUGCAAUCAAUGAAGAGCUUAAUGUUGGAGGAGGAAACAAGGAAGUUGAAGAGUCUGGUGAGAACCAUUCAGAGAAUUUGGAUUUAAGAGCAAAUGGAAAUGGUGAGGAAGCAAAUUUUGAAGUUACAGAGUGGGAUGCAGAGAAAUUGCAUGACUCAGGAGAGGAAGUUCAAGAUGAAUGCCAGUAUGAAGUUAACAACUUAGCUAAGUUGUCUGAUAAGGGUGAGGAAAUCAUAGACAUUGUUCAAAGAACAGAGAUAUUGGAUAACUGCUCAACAAACCAGGAAAUUAAAGAUGUGAGUGAGGCAGAGUCUAUUGAAGAAGUACAAAUUAAAGAUAAUGAAGAAAACGUUGGACUACAUGUUCAGACUGAUGAGAAAAGAUUACUGAUCAAUGAAAUGCCUUUGCAGAUUGACAUGAUCUCAGAACACUCUUUGACGAAUGAUGAGAAACAGGUAGUGGUUGAAGCAAUUCCUAUGGAGAUUGAGGAAAAGGUAAUCCCAGAUGAAGAUGGAAAGCAGAAUGACGCAAUUCAAUUACAAGAUGAUUAUACAACAGAGAUUCACGAAACAUUCAAUAGUACCAAUGGAAGAGAAAAAAAGCCUGUUCCAGAUGCAGUGUUGGCAGUUGAAUCAAACAGGAGCAAGACAAUUGAACAAUCCAAUGAUAACUCAGGGUUUGAUUUCACUUCACUUGAGAAUGACCACUCAGAUGAUGAGUUGGCAGAGGAUGACAGUGAGGAAGAUGAAAUGAAUGGUAGAAUGCCUUCCUUGGCUGCAAAAAUAGUUGGUACAGAAGGAUCCAAUGGCAUGCCCUCAAGCAGUUCUGGAUUGUCUCUUCCAGUUCGACCUGCGGGCCUAGGAUCAUCUGUACCAUUGUUGGAGCCUGUUUCACGUGCAGUGCAGCACUCCAGAGCAAAUGGCACUUCAGCAUCUCGUGCACCUCAAGUUGUGGAGGAGCAGCCCAGUGGAGAGUCAGAUGAGAAUAAUGAAACUCAUGAGAAGCUCCAGAUGAUUAGAGUGAAAUUUUUGCGUCUUGCCCAUAGAUUAGGCCAAACUCCACACAAUGUUGUGGUUGCACAGGUCUUGUACAGGCUUGGGUUGGCUGAGCAGUUGAGGCAAAGCAGAAAUCCCAGAAGAAAUGGAGCCUUCAGCUUCGACAGAGCAAGUGCGAUUGCAGAGCAGGAAGAAGCAGCUGGGCAGGAAGGCCUUGAUUUUACCUGUACCAUCAUGGUUCUUGGGAAGACAGGAGUUGGUAAGAGUGCAACCAUUAAUUCAAUUUUUGAUGAGGUGAAGUCUCGUACAAAUGCAUUUCAGUUAGGAACAAAGAAGGUUCAGGAGAUCAUAGGAACAGUCCAGGGAAUUCAAAUUAGAGUAAUUGAUACACCUGGACUUCUAGCUUCUUCUGCUGAUCAGCAUCACAAUGAGAAGGUUCUGCGAUCAGUUAAGCAUUUCAUCAAGAAGACACCCCCAGAUAUUGUUUUGUAUUUUGAUCGUUUAGAUAUGCAGAGUAGAGACUACGGAGAUUUGCCAUUAUUGCACACCAUCACUGAAACUUUUGCCCCAACUGUCUGGUUUAAUGCAAUUGUAGUCCUCACCCAUGCUGCCUCUGCACCACCUGAUGGACCAAAUGGGACUCCUCUGAGCUAUGAGAUGUUUGUUGCCCAGCGAUCCCAUGUGGUGCAACAGGCCAUUCGGCAAGCUGCUGGAGACAUGCGACUUAUGAAUCCUGUAUCUUUGGUGGAAAAUCACUCUGCUUGUAGGACCAACAGGGCAGGGCAGAGAGUUUUACCAAAUGGGCAGAUUUGGAAGCCACAAUUAUUGUUGCUUUGUUUUGCAUCUAAGAUCCUGGCUGAAGCAAAUGCACUUCUGAAGUUGCAAGACAGCUCAACAGGAAAGGCAUUUGGCACACGCCCAAGGGUUCCACCUUUGCCUUAUCUCCUUUCUUCUCUGCUGCAGUCAAGAGCGCAGCUGAAGCUGCCAGAAGAACAGCAUGGAGAUGGGGAUGUUUCUGAUGAUGAAUUGGAAGAAGCUUCUGAUGCAGAGGGUGAAUCUGAGUAUGACAAACUUCCUAGCUUUAGACCAUUAAAAAAGGCUGAGCUAAAUGAGUUAAGUAAAGAAGAGAAGGAAGCUUAUUAUAAAGAACUGGAGCUUAGGGAAAAAUUAUUCAUGAAGAAACAGUUGAAAGAAGAGAGGGCACGUCGGAGGCUUAUGAAAAAGAUGAAAGCAGCUCCAAAGGAGAAAACUGAGAAUGUUCGUAACAUGGAGGAAGAGGAGGAGAAUGCUGGCCCAGAGUCUGUGCCUGUGCCAAUGCCAGAUAUGGCUUUGCCACCAUCCUUUGAUGCUGAUAAUCCUGCUCAUAGGUAUCGCUAUCUUGAUAGCGAUUCAGCUAAUCAGUGGCUUGUACGACCUGUUCUGGAAACUCACGGUUGGGACCAUGACAUUGGAUACGAGGGUGUGAAUGUGGAAAAGAUGUUUGUGAUUGGCAGCAAAAUUCCUGUUUCAGUUUCAGGUCAAGCCACAAAAGACAAAAAGGAGUCCAAUCUACAAAUGGAAUGUGCAACAUCUUUGAAGCUCGGUGAGGGCAAAUCAACUUUAGCUGGAUUGGAAAUUCAGAGUGUUGGUAAGGAACUGUCCUAUACCUUGCGUAGUGAAACUAGGUUUAGUAAUUUUAAACACAAUAAAACCACAGCAGGUCUUGCCAUUACGUUGUUGGGAAAUGCUAUAGCAGCUGGUAUGAAGCUUGAGGACAUAUUAAUGAUUGGCAAGAGGAUUAAGCUGGUUCUAAAUGGGGGUGCCAUUACUGGUCGUGGAGAUGUAGCAUAUGGAGGAAGUGUUGAAGCUACUUUGAGAGACAAGGACUACCCAAUAGGUCGAUCACUUUCUACCUUGGGGCUUUCUAUCAUGGACUGGCAUGGAGAUCUUGCUAUUGGUUGCAAUCUACAAUCUCAAUUUCCAGUAGGACGGAACACAACAAUGACAGCUCGUGCAAAUUUGAAUAAUCGAGGUGCAGGGCAAAUUAGUAUUCGUACAAGUAGUUCAGAACAACUUCAGCUAGUUUUGAUUGGAAUUAUCCCAAUUCUCAGGACUCUCCAAAAUAGAUGGACUGGUUCAUCUUAGUCUCAUACAGUAGAUGAGGAAUAGGUGACACAUCAACAGUAGGUAAUAGAAAAGGCAUAAAUGUAACCGAAGCUCGUGGAGUUCCUUCUGUUCCAGAUAUGGAAUGUUCUCACACAUGUAUUAUUUAAGAGAUUAAUGUUUCAUUUUGUUUUGCUUGCUUGUGUGAAUCUUCCAAGGUUAUGUGAAUCUUCCAAGGUUAUGAGGACAGUGAGAUUCUCAGCCAUAGGUGAAUGACGGGAGGGAUGUCAAAAUACUGUAGCUUAAUUGGCCUUUUUUGAAGAGAGAUCAAUUGAUAAUGGGAGUAACGUGUUGUUUAGAGGUUAA
Molecule: messenger RNA, 4465 nt
Organism: Cryptomeria japonica (Japanese cedar)
Lineage: Eukaryota; Viridiplantae; Streptophyta; Pinopsida; Cupressales; Cupressaceae
Product: translocase of chloroplast 101, chloroplastic
Exons: 2
Coding region: 434-4141 (1235 amino acids)
Biological process (GO): protein targeting to chloroplast
Cellular component (GO): chloroplast outer membrane
Molecular function (GO): GTPase activity; GTP binding
Source: RefSeq, a predicted model, not a curated record